Messenger RNA from Mytilus californianus (California mussel), 6513 nucleotides. Its product is annotated as polycystic kidney disease protein 1-like 2. The record is from RefSeq and is a predicted model, not a curated record. NCBI's taxonomy places the organism in Eukaryota, Metazoa, Mollusca, Bivalvia, Mytilida, Mytilidae. Bases 17 to 6451 code for a protein of 2144 amino acids. Gene Ontology annotation, molecular function: calcium ion binding; protein binding. The transcript has 21 exons. Gene Ontology annotation, cellular component: membrane.
UUUUACACAGAUUGUGAUGGUUGGAAGACUAAUAACAAACUUAACUGUUACAUCAAGUUCAGUAUAUGUCCCAGUGGGUGAAGUAUUCAGUAUAGCUUUAGACAUAGGAACUGGAUCUCAGGUCAGUUAUAGGCUGGAUUUUAGUGAUGGUACUAUCAAUUCAACUGAGAAUGUUUACACUGCACCAUACGCUGGCCACUUAGUUGAAAAAUCUUACGACCAAGUUGGAGUGUAUGAUGUCAGUAUUUUAGCAAACGGUUCUUUUAAUAGUGAAAAACGGAAUGUCACAAUUUAUGUUCAGGAAAAAAUACUAGGUAUGGCAGUCUUAUCACGUCAUAUUGGAAAAAUGAAUUAUCCAUUCUAUUAUCAUAUUAAUUUAAAUGUGCCUGGUACAAACAGUUGUUUUGUUUUUGAUAUGGGUAAUAAGACUGAACUUGUUGGAGGAUAUUUCUGUCAGUCAAAGCCAGAAUUCAUUGGUAUGAAUUUUACAUAUGCCAAGGGAAAUCCAGUUGUAUUUUAUUUAGAAUUUGACACACCCGGAGAAUACAAUCUUGUAGUAAAUGGAUCGAACGAAGUGUCGUAUGAAAUAUUUACAAAAAAGUUUACCAUAUUAAAAUUUCCUUGUACUUACCCUGCUGUUAAGAUCUAUGGUUUGUCUCACGAUGUCGUAGAUCCAACUAAAGUUUAUGCGUCAGAUAAUGCCGUCAUUAGAGCUGUGUCAGAUACUUUCUGCGAUCCUUUACAGACGGUACUAUUUGACUGGACGAUCACUCCUAUGGACCCUGGUAUGGAUGAGGUCAGGUUAGACACAUCAACGUUACCAUAUCUUAUUCUCCCAGCUAAUUCGUUAGACUAUGGAUUGUAUCAAGUUAAUGUGACAGUGCUGAUCCAGAAUUAUUUAGAAUUCAAUGACACAGAUACUACUUACAUUGAAAUUAAGCAAACUCCACUUGUACUUCUGAUGAAGGGAGACGAUUUACGUACUAUCAGGUCAGGUUCCUCACUGGUAAUGAAUGCUUCAUGGUCUUAUGAUCCUGAUUAUCCACUGAAAGGGAUCCAGUAUAAUUUCACAUGGUACUGCUGGUACCCUUCAUCUGGCCUUUCAGAAUUUGACAUCAAUACCAUUACGUUACAUGAAAUUGGUUCAGCUUCCUGUUUUCCAACAUUAGACAUGGCAAAUGCUAACUGGACAGUUUUGACAAUACCUAAUGCCUUACUGAGUGGUCCAGACUAUUAUUUUGUUGGAAAGAUGACCAGUGGAAACAGAUUAGAAGCCAAAGCACAACAAGUGAAGAUUCUUGGAUCAGAUUUACCAGAACUAGUAUUAAAAUGUAUGCAGAACUGUGUAGAUGUAGUUAGUCCUUCUAAGCAUGUAAGAUUCAAAGGACUUUGUGAAACCUGCACUCAAAAAAACAGACUAGGUAUUGAUUACAAUUGGAGACUCUUUAAACUAGAAGGAGGUGGUCCAGUUGAGAUUAUGGACUUUACAACAUGGACAGACACUGGUGUUCAAGGCCCAAAUAUAAGGAUCAACAAAGGCUAUUUAGAGCAAGGACAGGAUUAUCUUAUACGAUUGGGAUCAGGAGCUGCUCACACUGUAAAAAAACUACAUGUUGCAUUACCUCCUUAUGAUGGCUCUUGUUGGAGUGACAUUAAUGUGGGUGAGGCUUUUAGUAGCAAAUUUACAUUCAGUUGUGGAGGAUGGUUAGAUGAAGGUACAAGACCAGCUAGAGAUCCUGUUGUAGACAGUAACUACCUGUACGGUUAUACUUUCACAUUCUACUAUCAAGUAAUGGAUGCUGUGGAGAAUCCCAUAGUUCCAUUUUUCCAAGUGUCAGGGUCAGAGGUUGAUACACCAGGAGUUGUCUUACCACCUGGCAAAAUGGAAUACGAUUACACAGUGAGAAUCAUUGUUGAUGUAACUGACAAGCAGCAUUGUUAUACUAACUGGACUUUGGAUAUUCAGGUUACUCCAUUUUCAGAGGACAGUGGUCAUGAUGUUAUUGAAGGAUUUGAAAAUAAUGUCUGUGUUCGGGAAAGGGAUAUGUCCUGUAUUUUAACCUUUUGUGAUGGUCUUGCUGACACUAAUACAUCACAUGUAAAAGAUGUAAAGUUGAAAGAUGAACUUAUUAACAGCUUGUUUGACAAUAAAGAUUUGAUCCAAGAUGGUUUACAUAUGAAACAGACCACUUCAGUUCUUUCAAAAUUGACAGAUUCUACUGAAGAAAUGUCUAUGGAGUCACAGGCUAAAAUGAGAAAUUUGUUUACUGGUCUUGUCUCGUCUGCCCAGACAACUUUGUCACCAAUGCUGUCAUUGGAAGAAAAAGAGAGCAUGGCUUCAGAUUUACUAUCAAGUGUUACCAGAUUUUGUCAGAAUACAAAGUAUCCCCCAGAAUGUAUCUCGGGAGAUUGUGACCAGAAACUAGUACAGGGGAAUUUUGCUGUAGAGCUGAUUGAUAUACUGCAUAAUUUAACCGGCCUGUUGUUACAAGGGAAUGUGGCAGGAGAAUCAUCAACAGUUAUCCAUGUAGCAGAGGGAAACACUAAAUACCAGGCUCAGAGAAGAGAAUCAUUAAGUCUGGUUAACAUGACAAUAGAUUUCUCAGAGUUCAAAACAAUAGUCACCAAAUCAUUACCAGAGGAGGUCACAGAAUUAGAAACUGUUGAUAUAGAGAUGAUGACAUCAGAUAAUUUGUACACUGUUGACCAGAGCACUUCCAGUGUCAAAUCUCAAGUGACAACAUUUGAAUUAUUAAAGGAUGCCGGGGAAAGGAUUAAGGUGGACAACCUUCCUGCAGAGAUUGAGGUGUACAGCUAUCCAAAUGGAUUAAACGAUUUAAAUUAUACAUACGUCAAUUUAUCAGCCACAACAGAUUCACCAAUGUUCUUUAUUGAACUGAGGUUAAAUGAAACUAAUGUUGUUCCAGUGUUGAUUGUCAGACCUGAUGAUACAACUGCUAAUAUUACUUAUUAUGUCAGAAAGGGUGGUAUAACAAGUAAACUUACAUAUGAUAUGAAGGGCUUUAUUUUGACUGACUCAGAGUUAGAAGACCACACCAGUAGUUACUUGGUUAAAAUGGAUAUAUCUGGUUUAUGGACAGGCAGAGAAAGUUUACCUACGAGGGUCUAUAUUGGACUGGAGGCUGAUUACAAUAUAACCGAGGUUUCACCAAUGGCUGACGUAGCAGUCCUUGUACUGGGAUGUUACUAUUGGUCUGAGCAGGAUAAACAGUGGAGCCAAAGAGGCGUAAAACUUGGACCUGUAGACAACACCACAGGUGUAGCAUGUCAAACCAAUCACUUGUCGGCCUUUGGUAUGAAUAUGUUUGUACCACCUAACACUAUCGACUUCAGCACUGUGUUUUCCAAGUUUUCAACAGACAAUCUAGCUGUGUUGAUUACAGUUGGUUUGGUACUGUUGACAUAUUUCCUUCUACUUAUUCCAGUUAUUAGAGCUGACAAAAGAGAUUUCAAAAAGUGGGCCAUAUAUCCUCUGGCAGAUAAUGUUAUAACUGAUGUCUACCACUAUCAAGUCUCAGUGUACACAGGUGUACGACAGAAUUCAGGCACUACAUCCAAGGUCUACUUUGUAUUAGGUGGGGAAGAGGGAGAUACAGAGGUCAGACUACUGCAAGAUCAAGAGAAAAGGCCAAUGUUGAGUGGCAGUGUAAAUAAUUACCUGUUGAGUGUACCUGAACCUCUAGGUAACCUAUUAUUCCUAAGGAUUUGGCUUGAUAAUACAAAGAUAGAUGAUUGGUUGUUAAACAUGAUACUGGUCAGAGAUGUUCAGACAGGGGAAAGAUAUGCAUUUUUAUGUGACAAAUGGUUUGCAUUAGAUAAAGGUGAAGGACAGAUUGAUCAUAUGAUACCAGUAGCCAGUGCUGAAGAAAUGCAAUCUUUUGGUCACUUAUUUUUCUCCAAGACGAGAAAGGAUAUGACUGAUGGUCAUCUUUGGUUCUCUGUAGCCUCCAGACCCUUACAUAGCACAUUCACCAGAGCUCAGAGACUUUCCUGUUGUUUGUCACUUCUUUUUAUGACCAUGAUCACAAAUUGCAUGUGGUAUAAGUCAGAUAGUAAUGAUGGGGAUAUGUCACAGAAUGUUCAUCUAGGACCGUUUACAUUCUCCUCACAGGAAUUCUUCACAAGUUUGUUUGGCACUUUGAUCGUAGUUCCCUUUAACCUGCUGAUUAUAACACUGUUUAGAAAGAGUAAACCUCACACUCAUGCAACAGCUGUUAAAGUAGAAAGCAAUUACAAGGAAGAAAAGAGACGAGAUAGUAUGGCGGAAUUCAAUAGGGAACUAGAUUGUGUAUCACCAAGUAAUAUUGAUCCUAGGUUUACUCCAUCGGCAAAACCAGCUUGGGAUAGUUAUAAUGAAGAAAAGACAAUAGAGAAGGAACAUUCAGUAAAUGAGAAGAAGAAAGGAAAAUCCAAGUACCCCUUGCCACAUUGGUGUAUAUAUAUUGCUUGGAUUCUGUUUGGACUAUCAGUGUUAGCAGCAGGCUUUUUUACAGUUUUAUACAGUAUGGAAUGGGGGUCCAGCAAAUCUUCUAAAUGGCUGACAUCUUUUCUGUUGUCGUUUAUAGAGUCAGUUAUUCUGGUCCAGCCUUUAAAGGUGAUAGUCUUGGCCAUGGUAAUAGCAUUGGUGUUAAAGACAGUAGACGCAGACGACAGUGUAGAAGAAGUGUUUCUGAUUGGAGGGAGUCCAAAGACAAGAGUGUAUCCAGAGCAUCGUCAGGAGUUUGUACAUGAUCCUGUAGAUGUAGAAAACAUUAUUGAAGCCAGAGAACACAGACUCAAGAUGAACAGAUUGUUUGAAGUCAUCCGCAAAAUCUUUAUAUAUGUGGUGUAUCUCAGUGUUGUGGCUGUCUUGGCAUACGAGAACAGAGAUGCCAAUUCUUAUCCAACUUACAGAAAUCUAAAUGAUAUAUUUAUCACUCCUCAUUCCAAAUAUGACAAAAGUUUUUCUAAUCUUCGUUCUACCCGAGAUUUUUAUGAAUGGAUGGAGCAGAUUGUUCUGCCAGGCCUGUACUCCAAUGGUUGGUUGAAUGAUUCUAGAACAGAUUUGUCACCUUUCAUUAUUGACAAUACCUUCUACAGACUUGGAUCUCCUAGGAUCAGACAGGCUAGGAUAAGAAAUGAUGAUUGCAAAACACCAAUACAAAUACGUGACUAUAUGAAUGACUGUUAUCCAUCUUAUGGAACCAAAACAUAUGAAUCUAGAAAUUAUGUGGAGAGUUGGGAUGAGGUAACAACCAAUACCUCAUCAGAUGAGGCAUGGGUCUAUAAAGAUACAUUUGACCUUGAUGGAAUGCCAACUGUAGGUCGUUAUGCAUCAUACAGUGGUGGAGGCUAUGUUGUUAACCUUGGAGCUUCUACAGAAACAGCCAAUGACACUUUACAAUACAUAAAGGAAACAAAUUGGAUAGACAAAAAGACCAGAGGAUUGUUUAUAGAGUUUAAUCUGUUCAAUCCCAAUGUCAAUUUAUUCUGCGCCGUCAUAUUACUGUUAGAAUAUCCACCAACCGGAUCAGUGUUUCCAUACUGGGAAGUUAACCCAAUAGUGAUGUACAGAUAUGUUGGUCCGAGUGCUGUUUUCCUGUUCGUGUUUGAUUUUAUAUUUGCAGCAUUCACAUUGUAUUAUUUGGUAGAAUUUAUCAAAGAACUGAGGAAAAAGGGAUGGCGAGGCUAUUUUACUGGAUUGUGGAAUGUUGUUGACUUUAUAAACAUUGUUUUGUCUAUUAUCUGUUGUGCAUUCUAUGGUGUACACUUUGUUAUUACAAAAUUAGUUCUGGAUAAAUUUCAUAAGAACAGAGAUGAUUUUAUCAACCUACAGAGAAUAGUUAUAUGGGACCAGCUGUUUGGUAUAAUUAUUGGCUUUGUGUUGUUCUUAUCAAUGUUAAAGACUCUGCAGCUAGUACGAUUCAAUGCCAAAAUAUCACAGCUAUAUGGAACAAUCAAAAAGUCCGCAAAGCCAUUGAUUAAUUACAUGAUUGUAUUCCUGGUAUCAUUUGUUGCUUUUAUUUCAUGUGGUUAUCUUCUGUUUGGUCCACAUGAUUAUGAAUAUUCAUCGUUCAUAAGGACAACAGAGACACUUAUGUCAAUGCUGAUGAUGAAAGUGAACAUUGAUACAGUCCUGAUCGUCAGUGGACUACUUGGAUCCCUGUACAUCUUUAUCUUUGUAUUAUUUGUGGUGUUCAUAUUACUUAACAUUCUGCUCAGCAUCAUCAAUGAAGCAUUUGCCGAAAGUAGGAAGGAUCCCUCAUGUCGAUCAGAUGAUCCUCAAAUGGUGGAUUUCCUCCUCAGUCAACUUAAGACAUUGAUAUGGGGCACCACAGAUACUAAACCACAAAAGGACAAGGAUGUGAUAGACCAUAUGGACAAAUUAGAAAGAAGAAUGGAUCGUUAUUUUGUCCGUUUUCUAGCAGAAGAGAAAGCAAAUCCAUUUUAAUAUAUAAAUCGGAUGAACUAAAAAUUAUGGAACCCUAUUGUUAAUUGAAACAUGUGAACAUG